This is a messenger RNA of Solanum lycopersicum (tomato), 3427 nucleotides long. RefSeq names its product formin I2I (gene formin-I2I). NCBI's taxonomy places the organism in Eukaryota, Viridiplantae, Streptophyta, Magnoliopsida, Solanales, Solanaceae. Gene Ontology annotation, molecular function: actin filament binding. The record is from RefSeq and is marked validated. Gene Ontology annotation, biological process: actin cytoskeleton organization; actin nucleation.
AGGGGCUUCAAUCCAUCUGAUUCAUAUAUAUACAUUUGUAUUGUAAUAUGCAUUUGUAUAUAUAUAUUUAAAUUCUCUCUGUUAGCAUUUGAAUUGGAUAAGGUUUUAUGGUUGUUUCUUUAAUUGCAUUUGGUGUUUGUUGAAAGAAAAAAAAAGGGGGGGUUGUUGAUACAUGCCAAAUGCAAUUAAAAGAAGGGCAGAAUAUGGGAUGAUUAGUAUUAUAAUGGGAAGGGUAGCCUAUGUGUUUGGUUUUGUUGCUUUGAUUUGUGUUUGGGCAGCAAGAGAUUCAGAAGGGAAAAGGAAGUUUCCAGGAAGCAAUUUAGAGUUAGCUGGUGUUUGGCGUGGUCCUGUGAUAGACGAAGAUACGGCCGAGCAAGUAUGGAUUCAUUGCAGGGAAGAGUUAGAAGAGGGUACCGAAGCUGCAAAGUUUCUGGAAUAUUAUAUUCUACAGACAGCAACAGGAAGUUAUAGUUACUUAAAACAGGAUAUAGCUUUGUUGAGAAAAAGAACCUUACAAAAGGCUAUUGAAGAUUUGCCUCCCCGGGAGAAGCAGAUUUUGUUGCAGUGCUUAAGAAGGAAAAAUGUUCCAGUUCAUAUUUCUGAUAGUGACGAUGCAUUCAGUACUUGGUUUAGCAAGUACGAAGAGCUUUUUUCACAAUUGUCAAGUGUUCCCAGGAGGUACCUAAGAAAAAGAAAGAAUCCAUUUUUGCCAAAAAAAAAAGUUCUAAAAAAAAGAAAGAAAUCAUUUUUGCCAAAAAGACAUGCUCCAGUUCCAGCCCUAGCUCCAUCUCCAGGCCCUGCAACUGUUCCGUCUCCCACUCCAUCUCCGGGCCCUGCAACUGUUCUGUCUCCGGCUCCCUCUCCAGGUCCUGCAGCAUUUCAAAUGCUUGCUCCGACUCCAGGUCCUGCAACUGUAUCACCGGUUUAUGUUCCAGUUCCUUCUAUUGAAGUGCCCGCUAGCUCUCCUCCAACUUUGCAGCCUCCUUCUCCAGUUCUAAAACCUCCUGCAAAGCCUCCAAAACAUCAAACUCACACCAAUUCUUCAUCACCUUUACCUGUUAAUCCUCCAGAUAAACCGCAAAAUGGUCCUAAUUCUCAGCGAGAUAAUCAGCAGCAUCGAAAUUAUUUAAUUGCUGCAGUGGCUGGAUGUUCUGUUGCAGGAAUUGCCUUUUUAGCUCUGUUGAUAUUGUGUGUUAAAAAUAAGAAGAAAGAAGUAGCUCCAUAUGGGCAAAGGGAUGGGAAACCGCCUUUGAAUUCGACUGCAGGUGCUUCUCUAAAUUUCGUGAGUGCAUCUGCUGUAAAUGACGCUGAUCCUCAUAAUUCUUCCGAAGCAGACGUGGAACUGUCAAAAUCUGAGAUGAAUGCAACUGCUCAUGCACCAUUACCGCUUCCUCCAGGAAAAUCUGCACCUCCACCUCCACCUCCGCCUCCUGGUCCUCCACCACCUCCUCCUCCUAAACCACCUGCUCCGAGCCCUCCUCCACCUCCAAAAGCUCGCCCUCCUAAUCCACCAAACCCUGGCAAUAUGCCAAAGCCUUUACCUCUUGGAGCACAUCAGAGAGGACGUUCUUCUGAGGCCAGGGGCAGUGGCUCAUUGGGUGAAUCUGAUGCUCCAAAAACAAAAUUAAAACCAUUCUUUUGGGACAAGGUUCUUGCUAACCCUGAUCACUCCAUGGUUUGGCAUGAAAUAAAAGCCGGCUCGUUCCAGUUUAAUGAGGAGAUGAUGGAUUCUUUAUUUGGAUAUAUACCCGGAGACCAAGGGAAAGAUGAUCGAAGAAAACCUUCCUCAUCCUUUGAUCAAACCUCACAGUAUAUUCAGAUUAUUGAUCCUAAGAAAUCACAAAAUCUAGCAAUUCUUCUCAAAGCCUUAAAUGUGACAACAGAAGAAGUUUAUGAUGCUCUCGAGGAGGGUAAUGAGCUGCCUCCUGAACUCAUAAGAACUCUCUUGAAGAUGGCACCAACAAACGACGAAGAACUAAAACUCAGAUUAUUUGCUGGAGACAUUUCUCAGCUCGGUCCUGCUGAACGUUUUCUUAAGUCCAUGGUUGCAAUUCCAUUUGCCUUCAAACGGAUGGAAGCAUUGCUGCUCAUGUGUUCUCUUCACGAAGAAGUUUCUUCCAUUAAAGAGUCCUUCGCAACCUUAGAGGUCGCAUCUAAGGAACUUAGAAACAGCAGGCUCUUCCUGAAACUUCUUGAAGCAGUUCUAAAAACUGGAAACCGCAUGAACGAUGGCACCUUCCGUGGUGGUGCGCAGGCAUUCAAGCUUGACACGCUGUUGAAACUUUCAGAUGUGAAAGGAACCGAUGGCAAGACAACACUCUUGAACUUUGUAGUUCAGGAAAUUAUUCGAUCUGAAGGAUUAAGAGCAGCACGUAAAUUAAGAGAGAACCAAAGCACUACCAGUGUACAGACAGAAGAUCUUGUAGAAGAUCCUGCUCAGGAGUCGGCAGAUUAUCAUCGUAACCUUGGUCUUCAGAUGGUUUCUGGUUUAAGCAACGAGCUUGAGAAUGUAAGAAAAGCUUCACUUAUUGACGGCGAGAACUUAAGUGCAGCUGUCAUGAAGCUUAAUCACUCACUCAUGAAAACUAAAGAGUUUCUGGACACUGAUAUGAGAAGUUUGGAGGAUGAAAGUAAGUUCCGUGAUACACUCACAAAUUUUAUCCAACAUGCGGAACAGGACAUUACUUGCAUACUAGAAGAAGAGAAAAAGAUAAUGUCUUUGGUUAAGAGCACAGGAGAUUACUUCCAUGGAAAUUCAGGGAAGGAUGAAGGCUUGCGUCUCUUUUCAGUCGUUAGUGAUUUCUUGAUUAUGUUGGACAAGGCAUGUACAGUGGUGAGAAACUCAACGAAGUUACCAGUUAAGAUUCCUAAAAAAGGGACAUUAACAUCUCCUUCCCAAGAAUCCUGUCCUGAGUCUUUGCAAGACAUACGUAAACAACUAUUUCCUGCAAUCCAGGAGCGACAGAUGCACUAUUCUAGUUCAGACGACGAGAGCUCAAGCCCGUAGCUGUCUAUUUAGGUGUCAGAGUACUUUGGAGCUAAUAUGGCUUGGAUAAUAGUCCACAGAAGUAUGUAUUUAACGACUAUAUGAGGCCUAAGGUGUGCCUCCUACACCCAGUUAGCAAACACAUGCUCUACGAGAUAGAGUGAAUAGACAUUUUGCUUCAAUGAUCUCUUCGAGUCCUAGCACUAGCGGUAGGAAGAAUGGCUAUAGUAUAGAUGCCAUAGUAGUUAUUGCAUGGUCUACUACAACGAUCCACAGAGUUAAACCACAGCCUCUCACUGUCUGUAGUCACCUUUAUCUAUAACAAUCCAAAUAUCGAGAUGGUAAUGGUACUGAAAUCUCCUAAAUAUUUGUUAAAUUAUAUUUAGUAUGUAUUGGAAGUUAGACCAGAUUCGUAUAGUUUCAGCUUCUUUUUCUCGUCAA